GAGAGCACAAACGAAAUUACGAACAUGUUCGUCGAAAAAUUCUGCACUAACAGCAUUCAAAUUUUCGUACGUAAAUAUUGUUUACUCAUUACGGUUCAAACUCCACAGAUAACAGGAAUUUUUCAGUAGAUAAGAGGAGCUGUACUAUGUUUUCUUCUAAACGAAAUGAUUUAUCGAUUUAAUCGUUCUCAUGUACGUAUCGAUCGUUGAUACAAUUUGUAAUUUUUCGUAAAGUAGAGCAGAUUGAGAAAAAAGAAUUUAUAACGAUUACGAAAAUUUCGUUUCGUAUAAUAAGCGUAUUAUGAUAAACUGUCUAAAAUAACUGUAACACAUGUAACGCUAGCGAUAAUUCGUACGAAGUUAAAUUUUAUGGUCAAGAAGAUAACAGAUAAAGAUUUUGCGAUCGUACGACGUGGAGAUCUCGAGAAUAACGGAAAGUGAAAAGUAGGUAACGACGGAACGGUUGCCAUGUUUUUGCCCCACUGUUUAGUUAGAGCGAAUCUACAUUUCAUAAGGAGUGUAGCGAACAUCGAAUCAGCUAGUAACAGCGCUACUUUAUCGCGAAUAUUAUCAUUAAAGAUUCGCUCGUCUCAUUGCCAAACCACACAUUCAUUCGUUAGGACGUUCAGUGUUUCAUCUGUGACAAUGGCUAAAAUAAAGGCAGGAGCUGUCGUUGAUGUUUUGGGAGAUGAAAUGACCAGAAUCAUUUGGGAUUCUAUUAAAGAAAAACUGAUUUUACCUUAUUUAGAUAUCGAAUUGCACACUUAUGAUUUAGGCAUAGAAAACCGAGAUAAAACUGACGACAAAGUAACUGUGGAAUGUGCAGAAGCUAUUAAGAAAUACAAUGUAGGAAUUAAAUGUGCUACUAUUACACCCGAUGAAAAGAGAGUAGAAGAAUUUAAGUUAAAACAAAUGUGGAAAAGUCCAAAUGGUACUAUCAGAAAUAUUUUGGGUGGCACAGUUUUCCGUGAGGCCAUCAUCUGUAAAAAUAUCCCUCGUUUAGUAACUGGCUGGACCAAACCAAUUAUUAUUGGUAGACACGCUCAUGCGGAUCAAUAUAAAGCCGUAGAUUUUGUAGUACCUGGACCAGGCAAACUUGAACUCUCGUGGACUGGGGAUAAUGGAGAAAAAAUUCAACAUACAGUUCACUCCUUUAAGGGCCCUGGAAUUGCUCAAGCUCAGUAUAAUACGGAUGAAAGUAUUCGUGCUUUUGCUCACAGCUCUUUCCAGUAUGCUCUGUCGAACGAUUAUCCUUUGUAUCUUUCAACAAAGAAUACAAUUCUUAAGAAGUAUGAUGGAAGGUUCAAAGACAUUUUCCAGGAAAUAUAUGACAAAGAAUAUAAAACACAGUUUGAAGCUAAAAAGCUUUGGUAUGAGCAUCGUUUAAUCGAUGAUAUGGUAGCGUAUGCAAUGAAGUCAGAGGGUGGUUUUGUAUGGUCUUGCAAGAAUUAUGAUGGAGAUGUUCAAUCUGAUUCUGUGGCACAAGGAUACGGAUCCCUAGGUUUGAUGACUUCGGUUCUGAUUUGUCCAGAUGGUCGUACAGUAGAAGCGGAAGCUGCCCAUGGUACUGUUACUAGACAUUAUCGUCAGUACCAGCAAGGAAAAGAGACUUCCACUAAUCCCAUUGCUUCGAUCUUUGCAUGGACAAGAGGUUUGCUUCACCGUGCGAAACUAGAUAAAAAUGAGUCUUUAAAGACAUUCGCAGAAACUUUGGAGAAAGUCUGCAUUAAUACUAUUGAAUCAGGUUUUAUGACUAAGGAUCUUGCAAUUUGUAUUAAAGGCAUGAAUAAUGUUACUAGAUCUGAUUACUUAGAAACAUUUGAAUUUAUGAACAAAUUGGCAGACAACUUGAAGGAACAGCUGAAGUGACUAGAAGGCAAUUCUUUUGAUGUACAAUCAAAGUAUUAAAGAUAUAUACGAAUAAUAUACAUUACUGGUUGAAGGGGAAAAAUAGCAUUUAAUUUGUAGGUUGUAAGCAAUUGAAACUAAUACAUUGCAACAACAAUGAAAUUAAUAUAUUCCAAUUGUAACAUUGGAAACCUGCAUUAACAGAACAUACAUUUGACAUUAUAUACACUUACACUUUUGUUACAGAAAAUAAAGAUUUUUAUAAAAACGUUAAUU
This is a messenger RNA of Nomia melanderi (Alkali bee), 2124 nucleotides long. RefSeq names its product isocitrate dehydrogenase [NADP] cytoplasmic (gene Idh). Gene Ontology annotation, biological process: NADP+ metabolic process; isocitrate metabolic process. Gene Ontology annotation, molecular function: isocitrate dehydrogenase (NADP+) activity; magnesium ion binding; NAD binding. Gene Ontology annotation, cellular component: cytosol; peroxisome; mitochondrion. The record is from RefSeq and is a predicted model, not a curated record. Lineage: Eukaryota; Metazoa; Arthropoda; Insecta; Hymenoptera; Halictidae.